UCUGGAGAAAAAAGAUGAUAAAGGAAGGAAGAGGCGGACUCUAGUUGCUGCUCUAACUCUCCUCUAGGGAACCGGUCCAGUCAAAGUCAGCAGACAUGAAGGAAGCAGCUGCUCAGCGUCUGAUCUUUCUGAUCUCACUGCUGUUCUGGACAUCAGGUCAAGUCCUCCCAGUUCGUCUGACUGUGAUUCCCAGCAGAUCUCAGUUCUUUGAACAUGAAUCAGUGAUUCUGAUCUGUGAGGAUGAAAACGGAUCUGAUGGAUGGACUGUGAGGAGAAACGCAACCAGAGACACCAGAGCUGAGUGUAAAGGAUGGGGAACACCAGCUGGUUCUACCUGUAACAUGGACUACCUCCUCCCAGGUGAUACUGGUCUGUACUGGUGUGAGUCCAUCAAUGGAUCCUCCAGCAGCAGCAGCAGCAUCUCUGUCUCUGGUGGAUCAGUGAUCCUGCAGAGUCCUGUCCUCCCUGUGAUGGAGGGAGAUGAUGUCACUCUGAGCUGCAGAGCAAAGAAUCCAACCCACAACCUCCCAGCUGCUUUCUAUAAAGAUGGCUCCUUCAUUGGUGAUGGACCAUCAGGUCACAUGACCCUCCUCCAUGUUUCCAGCUCUGAUGAAGGCCUCUAUAAAUGUAAUGUCAAAGGUCAUGGAGAGUCUCCGUCCAGCAGGAUCUUUGUCAAAGAGAAACCUCCAACCACCUCUCCACCCUCCACUAUCUCUCCACCUUCCUCCUCCUCCUCUUCCUCAGAGAAACUCACCAACAUCUCUGACUCUACAGUCACACCUGGUCCAGGUUCUUCCUCCAUCCUUCCCAUUGUUGGAUCUGUUAGUGGUUUGGUUAUCCUGGUGUUGCUGGUUGUUGUGGUUUUACUGGUGAAACGACUUCAUAACAAACCUAAAGGUGAUGAAGGAGGAAGAGGAGAGGAUGACAUCACUUCCAGAAACAUCAGGAUGUUCCACAGGAAACAGAAGAAAACCAAACCAGGAACAGGAAAUGGCAGUGAAGCAGCUGCAGUUUAUUCAGCAGUAAAAACAGGAGAAGUGACUUAUGGAGAGAUAAUCAUCAAUGAGAAGAAGAAGAAACCGAAGGCCAGAGGCAGUGAAGCAGCUGAAGUUUAUUCAGCAGUAAAGGCAGGAGAUGGGACUCAUGGAGAGAGAGUCAUCAACCAGAAGAAGAAGAAGCAGAGGUCAAAGGCCAAAGAGAAUCAACCAGACCCAAAACUUCUCUACUCCUCAGUGAGGUCGCCCAGAGUUGACCUCUGACCUCCAGCAGCUGUUAGCUUCUCAUCACUGAGUCAGAUCUACUGGGAUUUAGCUGGACUGGUUUCCAGUAGCAGCUCAGGAAACCAGUAGCAUGAGCUAAGUGUUGCAUUCAGAGACUGGGCUAACGGCUAACAGCAGCCCAAGCUAACAACAAGCUAAUUCUUUGCUUUUUAUGUAUUUUAACUGAGCAGCAACAUGUUGACCAGCAGAGGAAAUAAAACAUUUCAUCACAGCAGCUGUUACUGUGCGGCGGCCAUGUUGGAUUUUAAGCUCUGGGUUUAAAUGUUUUAAUGUUUUUAAUCUGGAAAUUUAAAGUUUCAGAUUAGCUUCAUGCUAAUUUAGCUUCUGAAGAUGGAAAGGAUUUUAUUUUAAGCUUUACAAUAAAUAAUUUUCAGGUGUCUCAGAAUCUGCAUCAAAUAA
Molecule: messenger RNA, 1679 nt
Organism: Xiphophorus couchianus (Monterrey platyfish)
Lineage: Eukaryota; Metazoa; Chordata; Actinopteri; Cyprinodontiformes; Poeciliidae
Product: high affinity immunoglobulin gamma Fc receptor I-like
Exons: 10
Coding region: 96-1259 (387 amino acids)
Biological process (GO): immune response; cell surface receptor signaling pathway
Cellular component (GO): external side of plasma membrane
Molecular function (GO): transmembrane signaling receptor activity
Source: RefSeq, a predicted model, not a curated record